GCACCAUGCAAAGAGUUGAGAGAGCUUUUUAGUCACCAUGUAUAAAUGCAAAAUAGUAUUAAUCAGUGAGGUAGAGGACCUAAUAAGUUAGUCCUCUUUUUGCAGACAUUUUCAGACACAGACAGAAAAUGGAAAUACCAUUGGUUUUCUUUUCUCAAUUCAAUAUGUGUGAAUCAAAAGAAAAAAUGUUUUUCAAGUUAGUUCAUGGUUCAGGAAAAGAAGAAACAAGCAAAGAGGCCAAAAUCAGAGCUAAGGAGAAAAGAAAUCGGCUAAGCCUUCUUGUGCAGAAAGCUGACUUACAUGGAGAGACCAUCCCUAAUAGAUCUUGUCCCUUGGCCAAAGAAACAAGAAUCUCCCCUGAUGAAGCAGUGAAAUGGGGCGAAUCGUUUGACAAACUACUUUCCCAUAGAGAUGGGCUGGAUGCUUUUACAAGAUUUCUUAAAACUGAGUUCAGUGAAGAAAACAUUGAAUUUUGGAUAGCCUGUGAGGAUUUCAAGAAAAGCAAGGAACCACAACAAAUUGCCCUUAAAGCCAAAACCAUAUAUGAGAAGUUUAUCCAGAAUGAUGCACCACAGGAGGUGAACCUUGAUUUUCACACAAAAGAAGUUAUUAGUGGGAGCAUCUCACAGCCCACCCUCCACAGUUUUGAUGCAGCACAAAGCAGAGUGUACCAGCUUAUGGAACAAGAUAGCUAUAAGCGUUUCCUGAAAUCUGAAAUCUAUUUACACUUGCUGGAAGGAAGACCUCAGAGACCAACAAAUCUUCGGAGACGAUCACGCUCAUUUACCUACAAUGAAUUCCAGGAUGUAAAAUCAGACGUUUCCAUUUGGUUAUGAGAAAAUGUGGUUUUUGUCCAUUUAAAUAGCACUCAGGAGGCAGAGGUAGGAGGAUGGAGGAUUGCCAAGUGUUCGAGGCCACCCUGAGACUACAUAGCGAAUUCUAGGUCAGCCUGGACUAGAGUGAGACCCUACCUUGAAAAACCAAAA
Molecule: messenger RNA, 986 nt
Organism: Jaculus jaculus (lesser Egyptian jerboa)
Lineage: Eukaryota; Metazoa; Chordata; Mammalia; Rodentia; Dipodidae
Gene: Rgs18
Product: regulator of G protein signaling 18
Exons: 5
Coding region: 129-836 (235 amino acids)
Source: RefSeq, a predicted model, not a curated record